CGCAUUGUCAAUCUGAAACCUGCUUGGGACAACAAGGCUAAAGGUGCGGGGAAAAGGCCUUGCAGGACGCCUUAAAACUCUGGGCACAUGAAUGAGUAGUUGAUGCAUUUAACAAAAAAAUGUCUCAGUUGGGGAUCAGAGCCCAGCAGAUGGGUAUUUUUUGCGAGGUGCUUGAUGGUCCUGCAUAAGUGAGCUCUAUUCUGAAGAAUCAGUGUGUGCCACAUUGAAAUCAUGAGUCAUAAACUCACCAAGGAGGAAAUAGAGGAACAGUUUGAGCAAUUCUUGAAGGAGUCUGUUUCAGAUGAAUCUGUUGAUUUGGGAAAUUCGCCAAAAUCUAGUGCCUUGAGUUCACUGGGUCAGCAUACAAGGAAGGAAAGCAAAAGAGACGCUAAACUAUGGUGGAUUAAUGAUGACGACUCUGAUGAAGGACAAACUCCACAGAGGAGGUUUUCCAAACUGAAAAGACAGGCAGCGGUAAUUGAUGCUGGCAUUGAAACAACGAAGAAAGAAAUUGGCGAAGAGAGUGUUGGAAAUGCACUGUCUCAAAGUCCAGACAUGCUGGGAACCAAUAGGAGCUUUCUCAAAUCUCAGAGGUUCUCCCAGUCCAUUGCAGAGGUUGAAGAAGAGAAACAAGAGGAGAAGACUCAGGUUCAGGAAAGUGAGAGGACGUCUGUAUCCAUCAGCCGAGACAGUUUGGAAACAAAUGACUCUGUCAUGGCAUCAGGACCUUGGCAAAGUACUCCAGGAGUUGGACUGGAUACGCUUGAGGAAGAAGAGGAGAAAGAGAAGUUCUUUGCUAACCUCGAGAAGGGCGCAUCCUCUACUAUUGACUAUUCCAGGCUAAACAAAGAACUUGAGUCAACAGAUUCUACACCUCUGACUACUUUGAAUCAAAAUGAAGGAAGGCUACAAGUGCUAGUGGGGGAGGAAGCAAAGGAAGAGGAUGAUGAGUCCAGACCCAAAAGUGUUACAGCUUCAAGACACUACAGUGAUGACUUUGAUGAUUAUUCUGAUACCAAAUUUGGAGGUGAAGAAUUUGGAUCAGAUAAUGACAAUAUAGCCAAGACUGAAUGUAUUCCAAAAAGCAUUGAAACUGAAACGGAGAUAAAAGAGCAGGAAGCACAGCCUGGCAUGCUAGCAAAAGUCGUACUGCUAGAUUCACUAGACUCAGGACCAGAUACACAAAAGUUAUUACAAUCUGGCGAUGACAUAUCUGUGAAGAAACAAACAACAAAUGAGAAACAUGGACAGCAAAGCCAAGCAUCUCAAAUGUAUACCACUAGUAUUUCUUAUGGGCAAACUAAUAGUGAAAUUGAGGCCUUGCAUCAAGCAUAUUGUAACAUUGAUCAGUCUUUGGAAGGCACAGAUGCAGGACAAAGUACAUUGAAUGGAAAAAGCACCAACUUUGUUCAAGAUCUUCAGAAUUCUGUUAAGGAUUCAGCGAGGGAUGUUUCUACUGUAGGAUCUGAUUUGCUUACUGUGGAAGAACUAAUGAAACCUAUUAAAGGGGAAGCUCUUGUUCCAAGAGGAUAUGACUUAGUAAGUGCAAAUGCACAGCAGGGCAGUGAAGCAGCAGAAAUAUUCAGAAAACUGAUGGCUAAGGACUCCAACAGUGCUGUUCCUUCUGAGUCAAAGCUUGACUCCAAUCAUUUAUCUAGAAGACAAAACACAUACCAAGAAUUACCUGAAAGAUCAUUCAAGGAAAACAAGAACCGCAUGGGUAGCAAUUGUGUUGAUCAUGUGGAAGCAUUAAUUAAUGAAGUUAAAUAUGACUCUGCAACCAAACAUCAUCUUACAGCUUCUGCUUCACAAACUGUUCCUCACCGAGAUGAUCAGAUUUCAGCCAAGACCAAAAGCCCUAAACUUAAAAACAAGAAGCCCUUUGGUGGAAGCUAUGCAUCUGUCAAGAGUUCAGGAUAUGGUAAAAUCAGCCCAUUGAAGAAAGAAUGUCUUGGUUCUGAUGAAAGACAAAAUCAUUUGAGUCCAUCAAAACAAACUGCAUCAAUUAAGUGUGUUAAAGCCAGGUUUCUAUCUGAGCAUACAAAAGGUAAAUUGAAAGGGCAAUUACUGGCAACCCAAACAAACAGACCGACAAAGCACAAAUCUACUGAAAAUGACCUUGGAAGUCAGUUAUUUGCUUCCGUGCAAUCACUUACUCCAUACCUUCAGCACCAGGCCAACAGUAAGCCAGACAAUGCAGAUUUACUUCAUGGCCACAUGCAGGAUCAGUUAGUUAUAAGAGCUGAUGAAGAAAUGUCAAAAGGAUAUGGACAGAGUUCACCAGAACCCAAUAAUAUAGCUAGAGAGCUUUCCCUGCUACAAAAAUUGGAAGAAGCGCAUGAGAAAUGGAACAUGGAGCACAGCCUGGUUGAGAAGUUAAAAGAAAAAUUGGCAUUGAAAGGAAAGGAACUUGCUGGCAAAGACGAAGAGCUGAAGAAAGUUCCUCAACUAAAUGACGAGAUUUAUACACUUCAAACAAAGCUGUGCAGCCUGGAGACCAGGAAGAAAUUAAUAUUUGGAGGAACAUUGGAUCCUGUGACUGAAGAAAAGCUGAAGUUAAUUGAAAAGGAGGUUCAGGAACAAGAGACUCUUAUUCAAGGCUACCAUCAGGAAAAUGAAAGACUUUACAGGCAAGUGAAAGAACUUCAGGCCCUUAAUAAAAGAAAUGAAGAGAAAAUGUUCACAGAAACACAACACUUAAUGGCUGAAAUGCACCGACUAAAGGAGCAGUCGAACAAGAAUAACAUGAAGCAAGCAUCAGUCAGUGAUGCGCAGUUGUCUGAGCAAAUUAAAAAUCAGACAAUAACUGACCUGCUUUCACAGUUGAGAUUAACACAGAAAGAAGCGAGCAAACAAACAGAAGAGAUUAAAAAACUAAAACAAGAGAACCAAGCAUUAGUGGUGGAUCUGGAAAAGACGAAGAAAGAGUGUAACAUGGCUAAAGCACAACUUAGUUAUACUUCAGGUGAUAAAGAGUUUGAGAUGAAGAUAAUGGAAGAACAGCACAAGCAAGAAAUCCACCGUCUCAACAAGAGAUUACAGUGGUAUGCUGAAAAUCAGGAGAUGUUGGAUAAGGAUACAUCACGGCUUAAAGCAGCAAAUGUAGAAAUUGAGAAGCUGAAGGAGCAGGUAGAAAAGCUUACAGCUUUUUCCAGAGAGAAGCAUUCACCCCCUGAGAAACGUGCAAAAGGGCGAGCUCUUGAAGCCAAACGAAUUCAGGACCUUGAGCGGCAGGUAAAGGAAAUGGAAGAAAUAAUUCGAAGGCGAUAUCCAAAUUCCUUGCCUGCUCUUAUAUAUGCAGCUGCAUCUGUACCUGAAGCAGAUUCUGAAACGUCAAGCAAACUGCAUUUGAGAACUUUGCUAGAAAAAAGAAUAAAGAAACUAGAAGCAGACCUAGAAGGAAAAGAUGAAGAGGCAAAGAAGAGUUUAAGAGUAAUGGAACAACAAUUUCAAAAAAUAAAGAUUCAGUAUGAACAGAGAGUCUUGGAGCUUGAACAGCUUUUAGUGGACAAGCUAAUUCAUGGGAAAGAAAAAUUAGAUGACAUUGAUCCAGAAAUGAAGAUACUGGAAGAGGAAAUUCUCAAGUUAAAAGAAGCCCACAAAUCCAAGGAAAACCGACUCCGGAGUGACAUUGAGAAGCUGAAAAAUCAACUCUACCAGGCAGAAUUAAAGUUGAUGGAAAGGGAAGAAAGUUCCCUGAGAGUGGCUGACCAGCAUAUGCAACACACAUAUCAGCAAGCCAAGAUUGAGAAACUCAAUUUAGAACUGGCUGCCAAAAACCGAGAAAUACAAGAGCUUUCAAAGACGUUGGAGCACCUACAGAGAGAGAGGAGGAUGCUCCUUAAUCACAAAACACUGGCCGACAAAUAUGCACAGCUGAAAUCAACCAAGAAAUCCAAAAAAGACAGUGAAUCUACAGAAUCUUUUCCAGCAACAUUAGAUGAAAAGGUUUACCAGCCAAAUGACUUUUCUGGUAUUCACAUCUCAGAGGUUCUGAAAGAAAAUGACAUGCUGAAGAGCAACAUAGAAAGAUAUUCUUUGGAAAUAGACCAGCAAAGAGCAAAAUUAGCCCAAUUUGAAAAUGAAGCAAGGAGGGCACAAGAAGGUGUUGCUGAGCAUGUUGCAGCUUUAAAAGCAGCUCAUCAGAAAGAAGUAGAACAGAUAUUGACACAGCAUGCACUGGAACACUCCUCCUCCAAAGUGGCUGAAUUGACAAAUAAAAUCUCUACUCAAGAGGUUAUGAUGAAACAUCUUCGAGACCAAAUUAAUGACCUCCAAAAAGACCGGGAGGCUCUUUCUUUUGCAAAACUCCGUGAAGAAACCCUGCAAACUCAGAUGACCAAGCUUCUAGAAGAACUUAGAGAAGCCAAAGAGAAUCACAGUCCAGAGAUGAGGCACUUCUUGGCCCUGGAAAGGAAAAUUCAGAAGAUGGAGAUCAAGUAUGCUCAAAGAGAGCAAGAAUUCCAGCAGUUAAUGCAACAAGCUCGACACAGUGCUGAUGCAGAACAAAUUCAAGAGGUUGAGAAGUGGAAGAAGCUAGCACAGUUUAAAAAUCAUGAGCUGGAAAAUUUCAGAACAGAACUGGACUCAAUACUGGAUGUUCUCCGUGAACUGCAGAGACAAGGGGUUGUUAUUCCAGCUCCUAGUUCCACAAGACAAAAUAUCUCAACAGUUACUAGGCAAUUGUAAUACUAUAAAAUAAUUAACUUAUUACGUUAUGGAAUCUCUUACUGGAAUUUGUAUUCAUACUUUGAAGUUGUUCCAUGAUGCUGCUUGUUCAUGAAAGCUUUGUUGUUUGUGCAAAGGUGUUAAAUUGUUUGGAAGAAAUGCGUUUACCACAGCUUGCUCCUGAUUUUUUUUUGUUUAACCUCCUUGGUUUAAAAACUGCUGAUGACUAAACCUAUUAUAAGACUAUUAUUGGAGCACAUUUUAUUUUUUUUUUAAUUGAUUCAGAACCCUCAGCAUAUCCUGGUGUAUUAAUACAUCAUAAAUCUCAAAAAAACACAUUAUCCAAUAUUGUAUUUACCCCUCGUUGCAAAAUAAACACGUGGAGUGGAAUUAUAGAAUGGUUCAAGCCAUUGCGUCUGUGCCAACUCUUUGCAAGAGCAACUCACCUUAUCCUAGUUUCCCAACUUUUUCCCAGCCCCCCCCACCUUUUCCAGGUAUCCUCCCCACCCCUCCAUGCCUUUUCCUGGUCCUCCAACCAUUUUCCUGUGGCCCUGCAAUUUAUUUCACGUCACAAUAGUUACCUAAAAGCAAUAGUUAUACCAUAGAAUUCAAAUGUACAAACACCACACAUUUGUAUGUUCUGCUAUAUUAGCCUAUUUGUUUUAAAUGGGUUAUUUUAUCUGCAAAAAUAUCAGAGAGGAUUUUCAGACAAAUGUGUUAGUCAAUCAUAUGCUGUUAUUCCAGUCUAAUUUCAGGGCCAUUAUGUGUUCCUGGUAUACAACCGUGAUGAAUUUGAAGCAUUAAUGGUUUAGCUAUUUUUUUCUAAAUUAUUUUUGCACUUAUAAUUUAUGACCGAACUCCAAGAGGGAAGGACACCUUCAAAAUAGUUAUUCAAAAAUGGCAUAUGUCCAAACUGAAGGGAAAAGUAAAAAUGAGCCAAACAUGAUUUACAAGAACAGUUAUAAGGCAUUGCUUUCUUUUAAUUCUGUGAUCCAUUAAUCUCUGCUCACUGUUGUACAUAUAAUUGUUUUGAUAUGAGCAUCUUAGCUAUGCAUUGGUAUGUUCUUUAACCAUGGAGUGUUUGGUAUGUUAUCUUAAAAAAUGAUUGCCCUAGAGUUCAAAUUUUCUUUUGGGAAUGCACAACAGUUUGGAGAUUUUUUUUAAAUAUACAUUUUGGCGUUGGCAGAAUUGUAGGAAAUCAUAUUACUUGGUCAACAAAAUACUGUUGUUCAGUCUUGAAGUGUCAAUUCUGCCUUUUUAUUGCCUUUCAGUUAAAGCAGUAUUUGUACUUAUGCAUCAGUUUCGGCGGCAUGUCACAAAUCAUAGGUAAACCUAGGCCUGUGCAUUCAGUGUAUAUAGAUAUUCAAGGAAAUAAAUUUUACAAAGAUUCAUAACUAUUUUAAUAUUGUGUUUUCCCUGAAAAAAGGAAAAAUGUUUAAAUGAAAUGUUCAUAGUAAAAUCCGGUGCAUGAUGUGCAACAAAAGUUUGUAAUUAUAACCAUGUAGAGAAUGCGUUAA
Molecule: messenger RNA, 6185 nt
Organism: Carcharodon carcharias (great white shark)
Lineage: Eukaryota; Metazoa; Chordata; Chondrichthyes; Lamniformes; Lamnidae
Gene: cep162
Product: centrosomal protein 162
Exons: 28
Coding region: 232-4689 (1485 amino acids)
Biological process (GO): cilium assembly
Cellular component (GO): centrosome; axonemal microtubule; centriole
Source: RefSeq, a predicted model, not a curated record